GAGCCUAUGAUGCUCUUAACACGUACCACGUGUUCCGAGGCCUGGCGUUUAAAAGGGCCUUGACGCACCCGGGCGCGGGGGCACAGGCACCGCGUCCCCUCCCGCCCCGCGGCGCGCGGAGACGCCCCACGGCGGAGCCCGCGCGUGUCUGUGCAUGGCAAUCAUUUCAAGCAAAGUCAACCGAAAAUCUGAGUCAUUACACCAGGCACCUGUGUAAGGAAACUGGACCAUAAAAAUUCACCAUGGCUUAUGGCUUGCCAAGAAAGAACACAAUGGAAACCAUCUUGCGGUGCAAUUGUUAUGAAGUCCAGGACCCCUGGGAACUUGCACUGCUUACAGAGACCUGGCACACCAAACUAACCAGCAUCAAGUUGCCUUUCUUGGAAGAAAUUGCAUUUGGUAGUUUGAUGCGCCUCAAAAGAUGUCAAACCAACGAGGAUGGUGUGCUUCCUUCAGCAGAAUCCAUCCGACUUGAAAGGGAGUGUGAAAUGAGGCGCUUGAAUAACCUGAACCAUCAGGAGAAUACAGCCGAGGAGGUUCAGUUUUCCCUGAGGGCAAGGCCGGGUGGCUUGAGAAGACCGCUUCCGCCCAAGUGCUGGGCGUCUCGUAGCUGAGUCUGCGCUCUGUGCCUUCCGCUUCCAAAGAGCACCAAGGGCCCCGACCUCGCACUGUGUGAAGUCG
This is a messenger RNA of Phacochoerus africanus (Common warthog), 681 nucleotides long. RefSeq names its product chromosome 10 C4orf36 homolog (gene C10H4orf36). The transcript is spliced from 4 exons. The record is from RefSeq and is a predicted model, not a curated record. Lineage: Eukaryota; Metazoa; Chordata; Mammalia; Artiodactyla; Suidae. The coding region runs from base 243 to 614 and encodes 123 amino acids.